Messenger RNA from Pollicipes pollicipes, 2901 nucleotides. RefSeq names its product hepatic lectin. The transcript is spliced from 3 exons. The record is from RefSeq and is a predicted model, not a curated record. Lineage: Eukaryota; Metazoa; Arthropoda; Thecostraca; Pollicipedomorpha; Pollicipedidae. The coding region runs from base 1838 to 2425 and encodes 195 amino acids.
GUUCAGAAGUCAAAAGUCCCAGUGAGUGUGACUAAUGUGAUAUGACGCAUUCCUCUAAGGACCUCCGGACUGGCCGGGGGACCUCGCCUCGUGUCACCAGGCCGGGCAGCAGGAAGAUACCCCACGGUGGGACGCAAUGGCCCUACAGCCCUUGACCGCGAACAAUAAUGCACUCGUAGUGUUCUAAUUGAGGAGCUCCUUUCCCGGGAAGAAAUCAGGGGUCUGAUAAGUGUUGGAUAGAGUGGGUCCAAAUGAGGUCGAGAAAGAACGAGGCCAUCCCAUGUUUGCCUUUUAACUUUUUUAUAUUGCAGAAUCGACUGGUGAAACAAAUUAUCAAAAAAGGUUUGAGCCUGCGCACCAGCAGUCUCGGAAGCAAGGACUGCGAUGGUCUGGGUCGCAGUUUCCGUGAGACUGAACCGCAUCGGUACUGCAUCGAACACCAGGCGGCGCAUGCCGUGCGCGAGAGAGCGACCAUUGUGCAAUAAUCCUUCGGAAUGUUUAGAACAAAUAAUUCGUCCCUUUCAAAUAUCAGGCUGGCCGAAUCAGUUUUUUACAGCUUUGAUGUUGUCCUUUGGACAGAUUAACAGCUACGGAAAUACCAAAAACAGAGAUUCUGCAUUUACUCCUUCAAUCAUUUCGCCAGAUUCCAGUAUCAGUUCGCGGUACUGUAAAGGUCAUAUCCGUUCAAUUCAUCAAUCUAAAUAUCGCAUGGGUGAAUAUACGUCCGGCUCCCUUUAAAUGUGACGUGUGAUGCCCAAAAGGGUUCAACUGUACUUCUUUCCAAUUCGUCAUCAUUUUUGACCACCCGCUGGCCACAGCGUAGUGUUAGCCGCGGGGCCGACGCCGUGCGGCCUAUGGAGCCUUUAACGCUUAGCAUCCAGAUCUGUGUUGCUAAGAUUGGCGGGCGCGCAUGCUCGAACUACGUCACAUCACUUGCAUCACUAAUCAAUUCUGACUGAAUGUUAAAAAUUCUGGGCAAACAUGGACUGGCCAUGUUUGCCCCAUUUCGAUCUACAUUCGCGGGGUCCUUCAUAUCUCUACACAGCCCAAAUAAAGAUUCCGGCGAAGACUCUGAGUUUCGUAAGGUUAGAAAGUGUUCACAGGACCAUUGUAAAAUGAUGAGCGCCGGUGAUCUAAGUAAGGGAUAAGGUAAGGCUCCAUCUCAUCCUAUAGGCCUGAAAUGGUCAUUACUGGCCAAAACGGCUGUAAAGAAGCCCAGAACCAGCCUAGUUCCGUGGCCGUAUCGGCACAUGAAACCACAAUGGCUUAGGUCUAGAGACGAGCAAGGCUGUGAACUGCGUCGAAUGAUUUUCAAGAUGGCUAUUUCAUUUUUUUUAAACCCAUACAAAUGUGAAACACUCCAUUCAACCGUUUUCAAGCUGUCUCACUCACUGUCUCACCGUCUAUUCAAUUGUCUUUUACAUCGAUAGACAUUGCCUAGUGACGUAGCUGUUCUAGACUUUCCGGAAUAAUGGUUGCAAUCACUUGGUUAUCACGUGUGGAACAUGAACUUGAAGGUAUAUUUCGAUACUGUGGUAUAUUCCGAGCAGACGAUAUGCCUCAACAAAGUUGCAUCAUGCUUUAUUUUGAUUGAUGGCCCUAGGCAUGACCAGUUUUUCAUUUAAAUCAAAGAAGUAUUUUAAUUUGAAAUAAAGAUAAAUUUGAUCUAUGCAAUCAAACAGCAACGAAUGACCAAUUGUACACGGUGAAGCUGAGUGGUGCCACAAGCACCGUACAACGACGUGCAGGAGCGAACAGAGGACAUCACGAGUUCUUCCAUCACUCGCCGCAAGAUGCAGCACUGAACGGAUGUGAGGUGGCUGGCGUGGGAGACAGCAUGCUGCCCGGCCGAGAAUGGUGCGUCCUGCUGGCGAUGGUGCUCUGUCUGCCCGGGAGCAGGGCAUCCUGCAACGCAUUGUUCGACAGAAAAAUACUCAAGCAAGUUGUCCAGGAGGCCAUCGCUGAGUCUCUCUCUCAGGCUGGCCUGACCGCAGGGGGCGGCUGCCCGCACGGCUUCGUGCCGUGCGCCGGCCGCUGCUACACUCGCCUGAAUGCGGCCGUAGACAACGACCGCGCCGUGCGACAGUGCGCCACGUUUGGCGCCCACCUGGCCGUGCCGCGCACCCACAACCAGAACCUGUGCGUGGCGGGGCUGGCCGGCCACGAGCGCGUCUGGCUGGGCAUCACGGACCGCGAGGAGGAGGGGGUGUUCAAAGCUGCCGACGGGGGCGUGGUGACGGCCAGCGAAGCGCACUGGUCCAAAGGACAGCCGGACAAUUAUAAGAAAUCCGAGGAUUGUGUGGAGAUGUGGAACACCGCCACUUCGCGAAAAAUUAAGUUUGGAGAGUGGAAUGACAUUCGGUGUAACUUUCACGCCUUCCCGAUGUGUCAGCUGGACUCGAGAAUUCAUACUCCCGCGAAAUAACGCUUUCGCUUAAAAAAUGCUAAAAAAAAAUAGGAUUAUGACCGCGUCAGCUUUGCCAAUCUGCCAGACACACUGGUUCGGACGAAUUAGAAACCAUUAAAUCCGACAUGCGUCGCUACUUUUUCCAUCAUUAAGAAACAGUGAGAUCUCGUUCAAUGACGGAUCGAAUUAACCGUUGACGUCAUGUUCGCUUGGAGGAGCCCAUUUCACACACACGACGAAGUUUUAGAAUGUCUCGUCGGUUUUCCGCUGGGAGCGCAACUUCACGUUCGGCUAACGGAGAGCACUCCAGCGCACAGAAGCAGUGCAUCGUGCGGAUCCAGUACCCUAUCGCUCAUCUGUCUGCUUUAUCACUGAAUUCCUGUUGUUGAACGUGACGUGUUACCGUCCAUUGUGCUCAAUGAGACGCAUGCUCUAAAAUAAUUGUCUUGACCACUGCAUUAUCGAACUGUAAUAAAUGGCGUCGAGUUGAAAAA